GACCCACUACACCAGACACCCUGCCAUCGAGGACGACCAGGCCGAUCUGCUUCGGGGAGUUCACGGAAUCGAAAUCCUGGAGGCCACCGGCGACCGCUCGGACGAGGUGAUUCCGACCCCUGUGAACAAGCUCCAGUAUUCGCCCUUUGGAGACGAAAUUAAGGAUCAGCUUCGAAGACGAGGCUACAGCCAGCCCACGCCAAUCCAAAUGCAGGGGUGGCCUUUGCUGAUGCAGGGUUGGGACCUUCUGGGCGUUGCUCCAACCGGCAGCGGGAAGAUGCAUGGCCGCAGCGGGACGCUCUGCUACCUGCUGCCUCUCCUCGAGCAUGUCAAGGUCCAGGAGACCUUGCGCCCACAAGACG
Molecule: messenger RNA, 362 nt
Organism: Symbiodinium sp. CCMP2456
Lineage: Eukaryota; Dinophyceae; Suessiales; Symbiodiniaceae
Source: the annotation of a GenBank genome assembly